CAUUUUGCUUAUAAACCUCUUUAAAGGGUACAAUUUAGACUCUGGCUCACCCAGCCCCUGGAGUAUAGCAGGUGCUGGAAAAAUGCUUAGUUUUAUUGUAGGGCCAGACCAGUAAUUGUAAUGAGAUCAUUAGUAAAUAGUGUAAAGUUGAUGUAGUUUGACCUUAAAUGUUUUUUUGAACACAGGCACUUUGGCAGUGAAAAAGAAGCAGUAAACUGAACACUUAUAUUAUUUAUUUAUUCAUCAUCCAGUGGCUUACAGGAUUUUAUGCUGCCUCCUUAUAUGUAAUGAUUGUUCACACCUGCUAAAUUUGAAUCCUGGCUUUGACACUUGACAGAGGUGUGAAAGGCAAGUUACUUAAUGCCUCAGUGCUUUUGUACACCCUCCUAUUAAUUGAAAGUGAUGUCUCUAUCGUAGUGGCAUUAUAAGGAUUAAAUGAGACUAUAUAUAUAAAUGCUCAUUUAGUACAGUGCUUGGCAUAUUAUAGUUGAAUCUUUCUGUAGAUAGAGUGUGCUUUGACACUGGUUAUUCAGGUCUCUGUCCCCACAUAAAUCAUAUUUGUUCUUUUAAUGUUAAUAUUCAUUUAUUCUUGCUCAGAGAAUCCAAAGGACAGAGGAGCCUGGAGGGCUACAGUUCAUGGGGUCACAAAGAGUUGGACACGACUGAAGCGACUUAGCACAGCAUUCAGUCGUAUUAAUAUACUUGAACUGUGGUUGACAAGCAUCUUCUAUAAAGGACCAGCAGAUAUAAUUUCUACAGUAGAAUUUAAUCAUUCUGGAGAGUUACUAGCAACCGGAGAUAAAGGUGGUAGAGUUGUCAUCUUUCAGCAGGAGCAGGAGAACAAAAUCCAGUCUCAUAGCAGAGGAGAAUAUAAUGUUUACAGCACCUUUCAGAGCCAUGAACCAGAGUUUGACUACUUGAAAAGUUUAGAAAUAGAAGAAAAGAUCAACAAAAUUAGGUGGUUACCCCAGAAAAAUGCUGCUCAGUUUUUAUUGUCUACCAAUGAUAAAACAAUAAAGUUAUGGAAAAUCAGUGAAAGGGACAAAAGACCAGAAGGGUAUAACUUGAAAGAGGAAGAUGGAAGGUAUAGAGAUCCUACUACAGUUACUACACUACGUGUGCCAGUCUUUCGGCCCAUGGAUCUAAUGGUUGAGGCCAGUCCACGAAGAAUAUUUGCCAAUGCUCAUACAUAUCACAUCAACUCAAUUUCUAUUAAUAGUGAUUAUGAAACAUAUUUAUCUGCAGAUGAUUUGCGGAUUAAUCUUUGGCAUCUGGAAAUAACAGACAGGAGUUUUAAUAUUGUGGAUAUCAAGCCUGCCAAUAUGGAAGAGCUGACAGAGGUGAUUACAGCUGCAGAAUUCCAUCCCAACAGCUGUAACACAUUUGUAUACAGCAGCAGUAAAGGAACCAUUCGGUUAUGUGACAUGAGGGCAUCCGCCCUCUGUGAUAGGCAUUCUAAACUGUUUGAAGAACCUGAAGAUCCCAGUAACAGGUCUUUUUUUUCUGAAAUCAUCUCUUCAAUUUCUGAUGUAAAAUUCAGCCAUAGUGGUCGAUAUAUGAUGACUAGAGACUAUUUGUCAGUCAAAAUUUGGGACUUAAAUAUGGAAAACAGGCCUGUGGAAACAUACCAGGUGCAUGAAUACCUCAGAAGUAAACUUUGUUCACUGUAUGAAAAUGACUGCAUAUUUGACAAAUUUGAAUGUUGUUGGAAUGGAUCUGACAGUGUUGUCAUGACUGGAUCUUACAAUAAUUUCUUCAGAAUGUUUGACCGGAACACAAAGCGAGACAUAACCCUGGAAGCAUCACGAGAAAACAAUAAACCUCGCACGGUUCUGAAGCCACGCAAAGUGUGUGCAAGUGGCAAGCGAAAGAAAGAUGAAAUCAGUGUCGACAGCCUAGACUUCAACAAGAAAAUACUUCACACAGCCUGGCACCCCAAGGAAAAUAUCAUUGCCGUAGCUACUACAAACAAUCUGUAUAUAUUUCAAGACAAAGUGAAUUAGGGUUGGCCUUCCUAGCAGAAGAACCCACUUCCUGCUUAGUUGAGAUAGUUGAAUCUAGCAUUCGUACUUAAAAAAGAGAGAGGUCCAUUGUGGCGCCCCUUUUCCAGUGUUUGACAAUGUGCCAUUCGACAACACAUUUUCCAUAGCUACAUGGAGAAAGCUCUGUGGAUCCCUCCCUGUGGUGUUCUCCAUGUCUGCUAGCCAUUUAGGUAAGGGUAGGGCACUUUUAAUUUAAAUGACUUCUUGCACCAUCUUGCCUAAUGGACUAGAUUGGACUGUGUCAACAUUGAUUUACUCCACUUUUUAUGCCUUCCAUUGUGAUGACGUCAAACACAGUGAAAGCCUUCAGUCAUGCUUAUGGGAUUUAAUUGUGUAUCCUCAUUACUGUAUCAUUUGUGGGGUACACCCCUCCUCCCCUUUUUUAAAUUAAAUACAGCUCAUUCUUACUGUGGCUUGUAGCAUUCCUCCUCUCUGGCUCCUGGACUCUUCCCCUCCAUCUCUUCCCCUUGCCCCUCCACCCAGUCUUGGUGGUGGUAUAAAAAGGAAAGAACGAAAGCACACAACGAGUCAGUUUGGGGUCAGUGGUAAAGGGGGUACAUGUUGCGAACAAAUGUUUUAAUAACAGUUGGCUGUAAUCACUCCUUGCCGUGUCUGGCACUGAAAAUAAGGAAAAAAAAUACUACUACUGAAUAAAAGUGACAAAGAAUGGAGAA
Messenger RNA from Bubalus bubalis (water buffalo), 2716 nucleotides. RefSeq names its product protein phosphatase 2 regulatory subunit Balpha (gene PPP2R2A). NCBI's taxonomy places the organism in Eukaryota, Metazoa, Chordata, Mammalia, Artiodactyla, Bovidae. Gene Ontology annotation, cellular component: protein phosphatase type 2A complex; cytosol. The transcript has 9 exons. Gene Ontology annotation, biological process: peptidyl-serine dephosphorylation. Bases 570 to 2003 code for a protein of 477 amino acids. The record is from RefSeq and is a predicted model, not a curated record. Gene Ontology annotation, molecular function: protein binding; protein phosphatase regulator activity.